Molecule: messenger RNA, 1344 nt
Organism: Condylura cristata (star-nosed mole)
Lineage: Eukaryota; Metazoa; Chordata; Mammalia; Eulipotyphla; Talpidae
Gene: LGALS9
Product: lectin, galactoside-binding, soluble, 9
Exons: 9
Coding region: 34-1032 (332 amino acids)
Biological process (GO): positive regulation of gene expression; negative regulation of type II interferon production; negative regulation of CD4-positive, alpha-beta T cell proliferation
Cellular component (GO): nucleus; cytosol
Molecular function (GO): galactoside binding; carbohydrate binding
Source: RefSeq, a predicted model, not a curated record
GUGAAGCUGUGCUGACCACAGGAGCCGGAAGACAUGGAAUUCAGAGGCUGUCAGCCUCCCUUCCUGAGCCCAGUUGUCCCUUUCCGUGGAACAAUCCAAGGGGGUCUCCAGGAAGGACUUAAAAUCACUAUCAAUGGGAUGGUUACUCACUCCAAUGAAAACAGGUUUGCUGUCAACUUCCAGAAUGGCCACAGCGACAAGGAGAUAGCUUUCCACUUCAACCCGCGCUUUCAGGAUGGAGGGUAUGUGGUCUGCAACACAAUGCAGAACGGAAGCUGGGGGCCUGAGGAGAGGAAGAUGCAGAUGCCUUUCCAGAGGGGAGUUGCAUUCGAGCUGUGCUUCCUGGUGCAGAACUCAGACUUCCAGGUGACAGUGAACGGGAGCUUCUUCUUGCAGUACUCACACCGCGUGCCCUUCCACUGUGCAGACAUUCUCUCUGUCCAUGGUUGCGUGCAGCUGUCCUACAUCAACUUUCAGAACAUCCGUGUGGCCCCUGUCCAAGCUGUCUUCUCCAGGAUGCAGUUCUCAAAGCCUUCUCAUUCUUCAUCUAAGCCUAAGGGGAAUAGACAUCAAACUCCAAUGGUCAUCCAUACCGUUCAUGGCGUUCCUGGGAUGAAAACAUUCCCUCCACUGCCACUGCCUUACUUUACCUCCAUCCCCGGGGGACUGUACCCAACCAGGAACAUCCUAGUGUUCGGCACCAUCCUCCCCACCGCUCAGAGUUUCUACAUCAACCUGCGCUCCGGGAGUGACAUCGCCUUCCACCUGAACCCCCGAUUCAAUGAAAAUGCUGUGGUCCGAAACUCCCAGAUCAACAGCUCUUGGGGUUGUGAGGAGAGAAGCCUGCCCCAAAAUAUGCCCUUCACCCGUGGCCAGAUCUUCCAGGUGUGCAUCUUGUGUGAAAACCAAUGCUUGAAGGUGACAGUGAACGGUCAGCACCUGUUCGAAUACUACCACCGGAUGAAGAACCUGCCUGCCAUCAACCACCUGGAAGUGGGGGGUGACAUCCAGCUGAACCAGGUGCAGACAUAGGCAGGAUCCCCAACUCUGGGAAUGAAAGUUGGGGUGCUGCUUUCUGGGUCUGCUCACCAACAUCUCCCCUGUCCCAGCCCUCUCCCAGCCCCUGCAGCUUCCAGACACCAUAUCCAGUCUGGCUCUGCUCUGGCCACUGCAGGCCUCCAGCUGCCCAAAUCUCACCAUUGAAGGCCAAUGGUACUGAUUUGCUUGAAACCCACAUCCAGGCACAUAAGCAGAGAGGGAGGGUCCUGAGGUCCCCACACUCCCCUGGUCUCCACCAGCUGGCAGGCCCCCCUCAGCAAGGUCUCCCCUUCCCUCCCUUCCCCC